CGGCGUUAGGCGGGUUCUCAGAAGUAGAGCUAGAGGAUCGUUAUGGAGAAAAUUUACGCCUCUUGCAGAAGCUGGUGCUGUGCGAGAUCGUACUAGGAUGUUGGAAGGGGAGGUUGGCGUUGUUCGAUGCUUUGAGUUUAUGGAAGAACAAUCAAUAAAUCACAAUUACACGACUACAGUACGUAGGAUUAAGCAGCUGUUGCAUCUUCCAUGAGAAGAAACAGAAAUUAACCAACGACCACAACCAGAACCAAAAGAACAUGGAUUCUCUUGUUCAUGGAUUCUCUUGUUCAAAAGAAACAAACAAACAUGGAUUCUCUUGUUAUAAACAUGUAAUAUCCGGCAUCACCGGAUUAUACCACAACAUUUCAUUCAUCUCCACCAUAUUUCAUUCUGUCCGCAUUGUGGUCAAUUGCUUCGGACUGGCUUGGAUAUCUAUCCGGAACAGCACACGAUCCUAGACUUCCCUCUUUUGACUUUACUGCAAAAGAAGGCCUUUCUUGGUGUCACGUUUUUCGAGGAUGGAGACGACCGGGAAGAAGAAGAAGAAAGGAUCUUAUGACCAGUGAGGUCAUUAUUCUUAUUGGAAGAAGAACAAACUAAUUGAACAAAUGCUGGAAAUGCACUCGAGGUGGACGAUGCUGCAUCAUUAUGUCUCUAGUAAAUCAUUGUUGUUUGCGAAAUGCACUGUCUCCCACGCCCAGACUGUCUGGAGCCAUGGCCCCUGAAACCAAGCCAGAAAUCUUCUAAUUCCAAUUCUAAUCUCUAAUAUGAACUCGCGGGAGUAGCACAACAUCAACAGCCAAAGAGGAUAUUCCCGCUGCGUUUUUAUUGGAGAAAUUGGAGGAGACUUUGAGCGCAUUGUCCUUCACACUGCCUGCUGCCAUAGUGAAAAGACUAGAAGGAGCACAGAGACAUGUAUGAAGACAGGGAAAGGGGAAACUAUGGUCAACAUUUAGUGUCCAUCAUUCUCGGCAUCUUGGUCCCCUUUUGUUCCCCUGUAUUCUUCUCAUGAAUAUUACAAGGUAAAAGGGACCCCAAGAAAAGGGGGGCCGAGAUGUAAUCUAGCAGACUCUAAGGAGAGAUCGCUCACUCGUGAUCCUAGAAGUGUCAUUAUAUACUUUCUCCUAAUGCGUCGAAAAGAUUCCUUACUUGUGAUAGAAGUCUAUCGUAGUACAACUUAUUCGAGAACGUCAACAGUAUGCUCAAGGAGGUCAUGAGCAGUUAGCAGCUACUACCUACUAAGUAAGUUAGAAAUACAACAAACUAAAUGUUGUUGCCGAUACAGAGGAGAAAAAUCUACUGUGUCGAGUGCUAUCGGAUUGCAUUCCUUGUUCUAACCCUCGUCCUCGCGUCUACCUCCUAUCCGAAGGAUGAAGAGGACCCCCUGCGGGAAGCUUUGUUGGACUUGCUACUUUUUCAAUCUGCUUCGGAUGAUUCAGAUGACAAAGAACUUGAAUAUUGGCAAUCUAUGACACGAGAAGGUGUACUCAUCGUCAGAAGAUUUGCUACUUCCCUGCUCAAAAAAUUUGAGCUAAGUACUUAGACUUGCUUAGUAGUACUUCUAAGUUGUAUGAGGAGCUUACUUAAGUUUAUUAGGGGUAGUCAAACACAAACUAUUUUUAGCAGCUCAAGUCGGGCAUGCUAAGUGAACAGGCCAACGCCUAAACCACUAAGCCAACUGCGCAGUUAGCUUAGAAGUGGCUUAGGCGUUGGCCUGUUCACUUAAGUCACUGAGUAUGAUGAGUGCGCCUUUUCGUGUCAUACAAUGCAUGUUAUUACUCCAAGACGUUCCGGUUCUACAGUUCGCGCAGAAGAUGGGUUUUUUGAAGGAACUUUUCGCUUUGCACGAACCAGCUGAACUGAAGAUGCUUUUCGAUGAAGGGCUACCCCACAUGGCGUAUUUGAUUGUUAUGAAGCACGUUUGAUUGAGGGUCUACCCACAUAGCGAUAGCACAUUUGAUCGUUAUGUGGAAAAUUGAUUAUGCCCUUCGAUGAGGGUCUUCCAACAACACAUGAUGUUAACAUGUGAUCAAUAGGUCUGCAUACCUUCUAACAUGAGUGCAAAAUCCAGAGAAAAAAUCGAGGAGGCGCGAGAUUGGGCCGCGAACAGUUUCGACAUGAAACAGUUUCGAGAUCAGAUGGCACAAGUAGAUGCCACAACUAGUACCUUCGAGAUGAACCCAACAAGAACAGCUGCACCAAAUCUAAAACAAUUUUGGCUUGGAAGUUGACCCAUCUAGGAGCAUAUCUAUGACCUUUUCAAGGAAGAAAAGGAUAGAUGUGCAGCUGGAUCGGUCAACCUGCAACCGCUAAAACAACAAGAAGAUGAAGAAGACGCCAUCGAAAUGACUACCAGCAACCAGCUGGGAAGCGUCAUAUCGUCCCAAGUUCGCGGGAGUCAACCUCUACUGCGAGGACCUGAUGGAGGUGGAGAUGAUGGCACAGUACAUCUUCCCCGACUUGUUGAAUCUACUACUUUACAACCUGAAUCUACUUCACAACGACCUGAAUCUUUUCUACAGCCUUCAUCCUUUGCACCCAGACUUUCUGGGCAAGAAGAUCAAAAACAAAAUGCGCAAGAUCAAGAGGGACAUCCAUCUUUUUCACCUGAAGCUAUAUUCAUGGGACUGGGAAGGGAUAGCUUUGCCAAAAGAAUUGUUAAGGCUACUCCAAAUAUCUACAGCACGACUCGUAGGUACUGCUACUUGUACUUACUUUACUGUAGUAAGAAAGUAUGUUUAUAAUAUUACAGAAAACUUUAAUAUAGACAGUGGGAAGGUGGGCACGGUGGGCGGAUCCUUGGCAGACAUGCGGAGCACGGUUGGCGCACGCUGGGCGCGUAUGGCGUUGCCCCGCUGCUUCAGAUCAUGCGCAGGGCCGCAGACAAGGACCACCCGGCGCUGCGCUCCUGUGCGUGGUGGCCUCGUUCUCGCUGCUUGCAAUGCUUCGCUGCUGCAUCGCAUGCACUGCGUCGCGGCCUGGGUGUGUACAGUGCUGCUGUGUGCAGUGCUCUGCUGCAGUGUUCGGCGCUGCUGGUGGGUAUUUCCAGACGGGUCAGUAAGUGCGCGCCCGGAUUCGUAUGCAGCUUGUUGCGCAUUUAAGGUUCAAACGCUUGCUCUGCCAACCGGCUUCAGAAACAGGCGCCCGGAGAGCGCUUCGAUUUUUGACCCCCGGCCUCACGGUGGGAGCACGGUGGGCGAAAUGUUUGGCAGAAGAGGCACUUUGAGGUCGCCCAGCGUGCCAAGCGUCCCCAGCGUGCCAAUUGUGGCGAAGGAGUGAACCUCUCUCCUUGACACCAGGACAAUCCAAGAAAUUCAAAAAAGUAUGUGACUCUACUCAAGAAAGUAGAUAAUGCGGACGCAGUAGUGCGUGGCUCUAAGAUUGAGGAGUACACCAACGAUUUUCAAUUGGUGGAAUAUUCGACGUUUGCUCAGCUCUACGUGAGGACGCUGGCAGGCUGGCCUCUUCUUGCAGCAAUCACUGCGCUUCCUUUUUUCUAAGAAAAAGGGUAGAUGCCGAGGCAGAAGUAGACGGGAUAGAGAUCAUCAAUCUACUCGUGAACUUGAAGUAAAAACCGAGUUAGAAAUGACUGUAGGAGUAGGAGAGGUACCUUCAACAAGUCAGUUUAUCGAGUAUAACCAAAUCUACAUCAAUCAUUUUUCUUUAGUGGAGGUUUCUAGACUCCAUUCUUCUUCUGCUGUGGAAAACUCACUGACUCUAAACUCCAUUUUUCUUCUGUGGCGGUCUUGCUGGUCCGCAAUCUGAUUUCACAUUAGGAAGUCGCCAGAACCUGAUGCAAGCUUUCGGCUUAGACGUUUUGGGGGACAAUCUGAGUCCUCUGUUGAACUUGGCACCGAUCGAUUUUGGGGAUGUACGGGAUGACCCUGAAGGGCAGGAUGAUGCAGCCGAUGAGAAUCGUCGUGUGAAUUUACCACCAAGAGCAGCAGCUUACUCAACAACUAUUGAUCAUCUUCCUACUCGUCAACUACUCGACGAACAAGAACAAGAUAUCACUAGACGAGACGGACUGGUGCAGCAACAGCAUGAUGUAGUUAACGACGCAGUAGAAGUUGAAAAAGUAGUACUAAAAGAGGACGAUUACAAGCACAUAGAACUAGAUGAAGAGCCACUAGUAGAAGUACAACAACAGCAACAUACUCCGGACUCGUCUGGAGGUGUACUAGGGAGACGGGGAAGAAUUUCCUCAGGAGAGGAGCAGAAAAGGCGAAUGCUCUUAGCACGGAAGGCAAAUCUGUAUCAGCUUUCUCAGCCUGCGGAGAAGAGUCAGGCUGCUCUCAGAGAUGCGGCAAAUUUACGCCAGCAAGAAGAGGACGCUUUGAGCCGGGUAAUUCUACCGCCACACGCGUCAAUGAGCCUGAGCAGAAGUAUGAAAAUAUCAAGGACAGAUGGGGAGACCAGAUUGUGGUACAUCGACGUCUCGCUUGCUCUGACGCUUUUUCUGACCGUUGCCUUGUGCUUUUUCGUACUGUUCCUGAAACAUCACCUAGCCCUAGCCCAAGUCCGUCUGAGGGAGAACCGAAAAAAGAACAUGCAGACUUUCUCGAAGCGCUAUCCUCGCACGCAUACAAAAAGGACGAGUCAUGGUUCCCGAAAGAAGGAGGUAGAGUUAAGGCGACCGCCCAAGCAUCCUCAACGCCGUCCCUGCCUUCUUUUUCAAGGGGGGAAAGGGCUCAGGGAUGCACCCAGGGAUGCGACGUGGCAGCUGCAGCUCCAAAAGAGGAGGAAGAAGAUGAAGAUGAUGAGGUAGGACAACGCGGCGACGAGUCUGAUACCUCCCAAGAACAGCGGUCAUCAACUGUGACAUUUGCCGGAUCGACAUCGACAAGAACCACGACGCCUGAUGUUGAUUUUUAAGGCUCCUACAAUAAUUCUGUACUUAUAUAUCUUUUAGUACCUACUAUCCUUCCUUUUUCUUUUCCUAGUUAUCUUGGCUCCCCCCGUAUAUUAUCUGUAACCCAUGAUCUCGGUAAUGAGUAUAGAGAAAUAUUAUCUAAUGUGACCCAUCUACUUACUCUAUAGUUAUAAUCUAGUAGAGAUCCCUAUCCCUUGAUGUUGAUCUAGAAGAUGUACUGGAAGAUCGUCCCUCGCUGCACUUAUAGAGAUCCAUAUCACGUGGAUACUCUUGAGGCAUCUCCUCCACAGCAGGGGUUUAAAGAGUAUAAAUUAGAAUGAAGAAAAAUUUGGGAUAGCUAUAGUUCCUUCUAAGUUCUUUCGCCAAGUCCUCCAACGCCGGAUGUAGUUAAUGCAGCAAAUAGACGCCGCAUUGGGAGACAGGCAGACAUAGCAGAUCGGGUUGCGAUGUCGAUAAUGCUGGAACGCGAGUCAUUGUCGGAUAUUUUAGCUGCAACAUUUUAUGCUUUUUAGAAUAGCUGCCUGGAUCCCUCGUCUUCUGAUAUGUGUGACACCCCUUAUAAACUUGUUAGGGGACAUCACAACCACACCCGUGCUCCUCAAGCUUGGGAGAAAUGAAUCGCUACGGGGAAACCGCUACAGAUCGAGACGCAACAGAUCCAGUAGUUUUAAGCAUUCAAACAUUGCGCGGGAGUGAUCCAAAAAAGGACUUUUUCGAUAAGAAGCUUGGAGAUCUCAGCGAUGCUCUACUCGCAUUAGAAACUCAGGGAAGAACAGAGCAAUUGAAUUUGCAGGGCGAUUUCUUGAAGAAAGUAGGUUUGAGAAGUGAACCUGAAGCUGAACGUACAUCAAAUACGUCAACGUCACUCCCCUCAACAAGCAGGAGAACUGCAAGAAGUCCUCUCUUAGAGGGCAGUACGAGUGGUGUCUACUAUUGGCACUGCUUACAGAACUUUACAGAGACGACAUUUCAAGAGGCGGCAGCUAGCAACGUUCUCGUGCCGUCAUUGGUUGCGAGAUUCGCGCUCGUUUUUCUCCUUUUGUGCCUUCUCUCUUAAGAAAGAACUUUCCAUCUUUCUCCAACAGACUCUCCAUCAUACCUCCACGCUCCAUCUCUUGUAACUCUCCUUCUUGUUCUUGUGGAACAUAAUCAAUACCCUCACAUGCUCGUGGAACAUAAUCAAUACCCUCACAUGCUCUAACUAUCCUUCUUCCUGUUCAGCAUCAUGAAGGGCAUGUACAAGCUGCAAAACCACUUCGAGCAUCUAGUAGCAACGCGAGCCGAAAUACAGGAGGUGCUAGGGGGGUCCUUGGUCUGGUACCUCCUAUACACAAACGUUCCUGCGUUAUGGGUUGUACUAGAAAAGAAUAUUCAUACAUUCUAGAAGUAGGUCAAGUACAACCUGUAAGAAAAUCUACUCUCUCCCGGCUCUAACAGGGUUCCGGUAAUGCUCGAUGUGAAGCACUGACCUCUAGAGAAGGUCACUAUGAUCGUCGCCACAUUCAAAAUUGGGACAGAGGCGUCCAUCCUUUUUCUUGUGACUUCCACCAAGAAUAUCUACUAGACUCUUUCUACCAUUUAUAUGUAAGUACCACUGGUGCAACAGGAUCCUCUAGCUUCGCUUCGUCCACAGCUGCUAUGCAUUUUUCAACCUCCUGCUGCACUGGCAACAUCCUUCAUUCCGUCUAUAUCUUGUUGCUCAGUUCUCUCCUUUGGUUAGGGUUGUCACUGUAGCUCUAGGAUCCCUACAACCUCUAGCACCACAAGUCUUAUUCUAUUGCAAUCUUUGCGUGAGAUAUAUCGCGUAGACCAUCUAUGCCGCCCUUAUGGCAGUCUCGCACUACAAAAAAAAAAGCGAGAUUAAUUGUAUUGUAUUGUAUUGCAUUCCUCACCUACCCUCAACCUCUAACACAAGUCCUAUUCUGCUGUUUCAUGCCACUGUUUGUGCAACCUGUGGCCUAUGUGCUGGCAAAAUUAUUGACCAACCUCGAAGGCCGACUCCUGCGAGAUGGGUACAACACGUCACUGGGGCUGAAGCGAGCUUUUCUUAUGUUCCGUCGAUGUGAAUGUGUUGGUGUUUGUGUCUGUGUUAGUGUUUGUGUCGUUGUAUGUAGUGAUAAAGAUUAUAAAGAUAGGGAACAUCUUCUAGCAUUUUUCUUCUUAUGAAUCACCUAAAAAUGUCGUGAAAAGAGGUCAGAAGAUGGACGACUGAGGUGAGAGGCGCAUACGAUGAUGUCCUUGGCUUCUCCAGGAGGUGAAACCAAAGUAGAUCAAAGCGUAGUUAGAAGUUGCUUUGUUGUAGCUAGUUGUCCGUCCUAGGACCAUCUAAUGCCUUGGUACAAUCAUGUAGCAGGCGUCUCUUCUUAGCAACAUUCCUGAUCUUCAACUUCAUGUAAGAAUAUGAAUAUCUUUCUGUAGGUGUCCUCUAAUGCCCUCGAUGCCAUGGUCCAACUAUCUUGGGUUAUGUACCUGAUUUUAGUGGAGAAUGAGCCAGGUCGAGCCAGCUUCUACGGUUUGUUCGACCUAAUCCUGCGAUUUUUAAGGCUACUGCUACUAGUGUAUGAUAAUCACAGCUGUCCGCAUAUGGACAAUGCUGAGUGGACAAUGCUUUCCCUUUGAAGUCUGUCAGUGUCUACGGGAUCAUCUUCACGGAAGAAGGAACAAGGGGAACCCAGUAGACCCACUCAGCCUCCACAGAUAGCGAAAAACUACAUCUUCUAAGCUUCGGCGUAAUAAAUCCGAUUGUGCGAUUGCUCCCCUAUUUUUGGGGCCUCUAUUGUCAGAUGUCAGCGGAACGAGACCUGGUUGGGGAAGAGGAAAAGCAUCAAAAGAUAUUUUAUGGUGAUUGAUCUAGAUCUUGUAAAUGGAUUAUAGAAUCUCGGAUCAUUAGAGGAGUCGAAACCUUGACAUCGCGGUUGUAUUCGUUUUGUCGUGUUAGCAGGGUAAGAGAACUUCUAGCAACGCCAGCGCGAUCAAAACUUCGCUCUAUCAUAUAUCGUGCUCAUUCAUAUUUAUAUGGCUUAGGGCUGGACGGUGCCCCCCCUGUGGUCUGGUCUGUGGUGGCGCGCGCGCGCGCAUUCCCGCGCGGAAUCUAGUGGGGGAAGGCGUCCAAACUUGGCGCGGGCCUCCCCUUGGGCCUCUCAGCGGGUUCCUCAGGGACCUCCUGGCCUCUGCUGACCCUCGCAGGCGGGAGGCCUCCGGGGUAAAAGGGCGCCGAGGGCGGCCACGGUCGCAACAGCAAGCAAGCCAAUGACCAAGGGCCUGGAGGGAGCAAGCUGCACGGCUCAGCAGGGGGCCCGGCCCCUCGCCUCCUGCCGCCUUCAGAGGCCUUCCAACACCGGCGCACUGCUGCGGCGGCGACGCAUAUCGGAGGCACUUAGGGCACAGGCAGGCACCUGGAAGGGGGCGCGGGCGGGGAUUUGGGCUCCUUUUGAAGCCUCCCACCUACAUCGGGGGCCUGUAGGCAACAGCCAAGCAGCGGGAAGGAAGCGGAGGAGGCUACUUGGCCGCCUCUUGAGGCCUUCCACCUACUUACAUCGGAGGCCUCUAGAGGAGAGCCAAGCACCUGGAAGGGAGCGAAGGAGGCCACUUGGCCCCCUUUUGAGGCCUUCCACGCCCGGCAGACGCCUCCAAAAGGGGUCCGGGGCUGCCGGUACCCCCCCCUACGCUAGGGGGGGCACCGGCAGCCCCAAGCCCUGGAUCAUAUAUGAAAAAGAAAUCUUAGGCAAGCUGCCGAACAGAUCCGAUUUCGAGUCGUCAGCACAUUUGAGACGAAGACCAAGACCCUCGUCUGCGAAUCUUCAUCAUCCUCUCUCGCUCUAAUCUCCUCUCGACGCGCAAUUGAAUGUGCGGAGAAGAACAUUGGACAACUAUUUUCUAGCCAUUUCGUUUCCUUAUUGGGACCGACGUGUGGACCUCUAUGAAAGAAAAAAGUGCACUCACACUCAAAAAAAGUGGCUAUUUUCCUACAGAAUGAAAUCAUAGUCGAUUCCUUGAGUGUGAGUGCACUUUUUCGCUUCAUAACCUCUAUGGAGAAUACAUGGAGCUUUUCGUUUCGUUCUGCUAUGUUUGUUUAUGGAGCAAGGAGAAGGAUCUUCCAACGGACUGUGAGUUGUCUGUGUGUCUCUCUAGUAAAUAGUCUCGAGGCCGUCUCCAUAGACACACCGUUCGUCACUAUCUUGUCUUGCUGGCAGUGGAGUAGUACUGUCUAAGACACAAAUGAGUGAGCUAGUGCAUCUAAAUGCUUUGGUACUCAUACCAGGGAAAGAUCUUGCGUUGCAUCAAACGUUUAACCUUGUUGUAGCUUUUUUUGAGCUUCUACGGCAAUCAUGCGAGGACUGUUGCAACAGCAGCAUCGUUGUUGUUUAUUCUGGUAAAAACUACAACAUGUAUCAGAACAUCAGUAAAAUGUUGAUAUUCAUAUUUGUUCCUACAUACGCCCAUAUAGCGGAAUAUCAGAAUAUCCAUCAGCCUAAACGAACUCUCUAACUUGCCUCCUCUUCGUUUUGUUACCAGUGUUGAUUCCUGUCGCGUGGCUUCACAUGUGGCUGCAUUCGCGGACCCAUACGCUGACCCUCACAACCCUCAGCCGAAGAAAUUACAAGACAUCGGGAUUGACGAAAGUUAUGAUUUUAAGAUGGCUGACAGAUAUCCAACAGUGUAGGUUUUUAGAAACAGAAACAAUUCAACUUGAAAAAACUUGACAAUUCGAGAGUGUAGGUGUUUGCUUUUUUUAUCCACUACCUGACAACCGUUCUUUAUUGUGUCUCAUAUUUUGCGGAAUCAACAUACUAGCAGCUAGUCCGACUCAAAUCGAUCAACAACUUUUCCGCAAUCGACCACAAGCUUGUUAUGUUUUUACAUGCAUGUAGUGUGAAAAAUCUAUGUAAUAUUACACCUUCGGACGAGUCGAGCAGGUCCUAACCGAUCUUCCUGGAACUAACAAGAUUACUGCUCCUCGCCUCUACGUUCUAAACGAAAAGUCCUCAGCGUUUUCGUUACUCUUCACGCGGCUGCCAGCUUGCUAUUUUUGACAUGGAACUGGGCCUACGUUUCAACCCGGUUGAUUAAGGCAACCAAGGAGGCAUCCUCAGCAUCAUCCCGAAGCUCUUUUUCAAGGGGAAAAGGACCCAAGGGUUAGGGUUUAGGGAUGCUACGCGGUAGCUCUAAGUUGAACGUGGUCAGCACUUCUCGCAGCACGAUCAUCAUGGUAGCUGGUUAUGAUACAUCAGGACUAAUGAAGCGAAGAAGAUCGAGUCGUUUAGUACUGACUAUGCAUAUAUUGAAAAUGAUUGAAGCAGGACUCUUGGGUUUGAAGGAGUUUCGUAGCAAGGGUGAAAUGCACGACGUGCCUCGUAGAUUACUCUUGAUCUGAAGAAUUGUCUCGGUAUUUGGUAAAAACCUGAAGUUGAUCACAGGGAUUCUCUUCCUGUUUUCCCUUAAUAUGAUCAAAAUCAGGUCAUUGAAUCAGGGAACCGAACGAUACAUCGUGAUCGUUGAUCUUCAAGUUCCGCGAUUCAUUUCACAUGUUCUUCUUGUGAGCCUGAGUGCCAUUCUGAACAAUAACAGUGAACCCUUCCUCCCAUUCUGAGUAUCAUGAACAUAAAUAAUAGCCCAAAAAGAUUCUUGCUCUUCAGUUUCAGUAGUAAUAUGGGUAAACAUUAACAUACACCACGCCUCUGCUCUAUCUCAUCCCAAAUUCCAGUAUCUUCCCAAUCUACAUCUGUUGAGUGAACCCCUCAUCUAAAUCUAAAUCUAUAAAUCCCAAUGAUCCCUAUCCUUCAUACUAGCGCAUUAUCUGUGACCUUCUUUCUGUACAUGCACCUUCUAGUCCCGCCUAGGCCAGAGCAUCUACAAGUACGCCGUCUCCUGGACCGGGCAAGGAGUAGAUUGCGCAGUUUGAUAGGAGGAUGAAAAAGGGACGACCUACAACAAAAAACAUCAGUGGAAGAGGACUACUAACAUUUUUGAUUAACCUGAAAUUAGCUUCAUCUUGAAAUUGGUGUGGAGAUACGAAUCAUAAUAUAUUUGUACGAGCACAAAUCCGACUCAACUAACUACGUCAUCAUUGGUUCGUACCGGCACGAGAUUGAGAUUCUUGUUACUGCUUCAUUAAUAUUGAUAUUCAUCUUAGUAGAAAUGCUGGAGAGAAAACACGCAUGAUCUGAGACCUUUCUCACUUCGUUGAUUGCUGACAAGGACAUCAUCUGUUGCUGUUGUGCUGUCUGAUGUGGACACACAUGGAUUUCUUGCUUUUCCUGCAGUUGAUUUUGGAGGUUUUUCGAAGGCAGUAAACAACUCGUUUGCGCAGUGCAGAU
Messenger RNA from Amoebophrya sp. A25, 11193 nucleotides. The record is from the annotation of a GenBank genome assembly. Lineage: Eukaryota; Dinophyceae; Syndiniales; Amoebophryaceae.